This is a messenger RNA of Acanthisitta chloris (rifleman), 945 nucleotides long. RefSeq names its product solute carrier family 25, member 43 (gene SLC25A43). The record is from RefSeq and is a predicted model, not a curated record. The annotation marks the transcript as partial. Gene Ontology annotation, biological process: transmembrane transport. Lineage: Eukaryota; Metazoa; Chordata; Aves; Passeriformes; Acanthisittidae. The transcript has 4 exons.
UGUCAGUAAUAACACUUCUCUUAUGUGUUGCCUUUAGACUUGUAAUACUUUUUACGGAUGAGUUGGGGCACAUCUCCCACUGGAGAGCCAUCGUGGCAGGAAGCCUGGCUGGCAUGGUUGCCACCAUCGUGACAUACCCCACAGACGUGAUUAAAACACGGCUCAUCGUGCAGAACCGACUGGAACCAUCUUAUGAAGGAAUUCUUCAUGCUUUUUACAAAAUUUAUCAUCAAGAAGGACUCCUGGCACUCUACCGUGGUGUUUCACCAGCUAUACUGGGUGCUGUCCCAUUUUCUGCAGGCUCACUCUUUGUUUACAUCAGUCUGGACAAAGUCUGGCAAGAACCCAUAGUUCACUUCACUCCUCUUCAGAACUUCAUAAAUGGCUGUGUAGCAGCUGCUGUGGCACAGACACUUUCUUUCCCCUUUGAGACUGUCAAGAGAAAGAUGCAGGCCCAGAGUCCUUGGCUUCCCCACUAUGGAGGAGUUGAUAUCCAUUUUACUGGCAUGGCUGACUGUUUCCGGCAAACCGUGAAGAUCAAAGGUGUGCUGGGACUUUGGAGUGGUCUCACACCCAGUCUGCUCAAGAUUGUCCCAUACUUCGGCGUUAUGUUUAGCACCUUUGAAUUCUGCAAGAGGGUCUGUUUGUAUAGAAAUGGUUAUAUUGAGUCUCCUCUAAAUUACAAGCUAACUCCUGGCGUGGACCAGAGCUUGCAGCCUCAAGAACUGAGAGAAUUGAAGCGCCACCGAAGGGAAAAUUUUGAAUCGAGGAAAUCAGCUCUUGAAAACUGACAUCAGAGUGUCCAUUGCAGACAUACAACUACCUUUCUUAAGGAACUUUGCAAGAAAGACAUGCUGAGCUACAGGUACCUGCGUGGGUUUGGUACUGAGACACCUGUGACAGGGAAGGAUAAGUCUUGUAUUUCAUUUGCUGAAUGGAUAUAAA